Messenger RNA from Arachis ipaensis, 1709 nucleotides. The record is from RefSeq and is a predicted model, not a curated record. NCBI's taxonomy places the organism in Eukaryota, Viridiplantae, Streptophyta, Magnoliopsida, Fabales, Fabaceae.
CUUCUGCUGUUGGUAAUGGUUGCUGGUUGCUGGUUGCUGGUUGCUGGUUGCUGGUUGCUGGUUGCAGUCGUCUGCAAAAAACUUCGUCUUGCAAUUUGUGGUGUUUCCAUCACAUCAGAGAACCUCUCGGGCACGGUUGUGGCGUUUUGCUCUCAGUCACCUCCGAGUGGGAAAAUGUUGAAGUUCCUAUCAAAAGUGAAGAUCGAGUACAAUGCACUGGACCCGCAAAUAGCAUCGUGUAUGGAGUUCAUGGCACAGUGCAACUCACGCAAGGCGAGGGAAUCAAACCCUGCGUGCCAGGUGGAGGUGAAGCGCCGAACUGACGAACACCCGCCGCAGAUCACGGUGACCUUUGUCAAUGGCGUCGAGCAAGCCUUCGAUGCGACCUCAACCCCUGCACAGAGCAUAAGGACCAUGAUUCUUGAAAAAGGCCAAACCCUAGAGACCGAGCAGAUGUUCCGAGAAGCUGGUGAGUCAUGGCCCGUCAUCAUCCCCAAAGAAGAGCUAUCUCAACCCGCACCUGGCAUCAAGCCAAAGAAAGCAGAGGAGAAGAAGCAAUAGCCGUGUAUUUUUUGAGCCUACCAACGGCCAGGAAAUGUGCCAAUUUUCUCACGCAUUCUCUCAUUUCUUUUUGGUGGGGAGAGUACAUGACAUGAGACCACGGCUGUUCUGUGCUUUGCUGUAAUUUAGGGUUGAAUUAUUGAUAUUGAUUAAACAAAUAUGCAUGACUCGUUUAAUAAUUGUUGUUUCUGAAUAGCAGAAUUUUGAAACCGUAAUAAUUUCAUGCUAGAAUUUGGUGUGGUGCUGUCAGCUCUUAAACCUAGUUAUAUUUUAUGACAAAAAGCUGUCAAAUGAUACCAGAUUAUUGAUCCAAAUACAAACUGUGCGAGAGAUGGUCUUUGCUGAUCUUUGGAAUUGGGGUUCCAGUAACUACUGUAAUUCAGAGGGGCAAACUGGUGGCAUAGCAUGGCUUGCAUCUCUUGGUGUGGUUUUUUCUUGGUCCGGCUAAUAGAAUUUUCAAUUUUUAUUACAGUAGAUCUAUGUAGCGAAAAAAAGCUCUUGAAAGUCUCUAGCACUUGUAACGCCUAAUAGAUAGAAGAGUUAUCUCGGUAACAAAACCUUAUGCUCUUUUUUUUUUAAGAUAGGCAUGCAAUAAUGGAGAAUUAUUCUUUGUAUGAAAUAUUAGAUAGAAACACAGGUGGUUUUUUAAUGUAGAUUGUGGUGCUAUUGUGCAGAGAAGAGGCGUUUGAGUUGGGCCAUUAAAUUCUGAGUUAUUUGUUGUGAAGAGAGAAUGAGUACAUAAAAAAAGUAUACUCUCUAAUGUAAUUCUGAAUAUUUUCGCCUUAUGAAUUGUAGACCGCGGUCCUCAAAGUUGGUAUAACAUGUGAAGGAUGUGUUGGAGCAGUGAAGAGGGUUUUGGGGAAAUUGGAUGGUGUGGAAUCAUAUGACGUUGACUUGAAAGAACAGAAGGUGGUAGUGAAAGGAAACUUUGAACCAGAAAAGGUUCUGCAAACCGUUUCCAAGACUGGGAAGAAGACUACUCUCUGGGAUGCUGAAAAACCAGCUCAGUAACUGUUGCCUAAAAUAAUUUGGUUCUGUAGACAUUGUUCUGUGAAUCAGAUACUACUUUAUGGAUCUUGCAAGAACUAUAUAACAUGUAUUCUAUUUUUAUCUGUGUAAUCUGUAAUAAAAUCUUGGUACAAAACUAU